CUGAUCGGGGAGCGACGUUCAGUGCGCGCGAAGGCUCCGACAAAUGCCAACUGACAAAGAGCUUCUUUCCAUCCAUGUGAAGGAUCUAGAUUCUGACGGCUCCGCUUCACAAACCGAUAUACUCACGGCUCCGUUUCAGAGUUGGCGUGCCUCGUCUAUCACCUUGUCGCUCUAUCGCAUUGUUCCUACUUUUGAAUUGACUAUCUGCUCGAAGCGAUGGCGGAUCCAGGACAGGACGGGUCUCUACUCGGCAUGCUCUCCAGAGGGUUCCAGAAGUUGCUUGGGACUGAGAAUUUGGAGAUCGUAAAUCCGGAAGGAGGAAAGGAAGAUGUCAUGGAUGAAGCCGCCAGAGGAAGGUUCAGCAACCAGGACAAAGAAGGCUAUUUCAAGCAAGCGCAGAAGUACAUUGGCGCUGAUGUCACUUCUCUUGUUACACUUCCUGUCAUCAUUUUCGAACCCAUGACCAUGCUUCAGAAGAUGUGCGAGCUCAUGGAGUACACCGAGUUGCUCAACAAAGCGGAUAGCACAGAUGACCCCAACAUGAGGAUGGUUUACACGGCUGCGUGGGCGGUCUCUCCAUAUGUGGCGUUCUCAAGGACGUGGAAGCCAUUCAACCCCAUUCUCGGCGAGACAUUUGAGUACUCAGACCACAACAACGUCACGUUUGUGAACGAGCAGGUGAGUCAUCAUCCGCCUAUUUGUGCUGGGCAUGGGGAGAAUGAGCACUUCGUAUAUGACUGCACCUCAAAGGUCAAGACAAAGUUCCUUGGGAAUUCUGUGGAAGUUUAUCCUUUAGGAAGGACGCGAGUGAAGUUGAAGAGGUCGGGUCAUGUGUUUGAUUUGGUUCCUCCACCUACCAAGGUUCAGAAUAUCAUCUUUGGCCGCACGUGGGUGGAUUCGCCUGGUGACAUGGUGCUUACAAACACCACCACGGGAGAGAAGGUCGUUCUUUUCUUUCAGCCUUGUGGCUGGUUUGGGGCUGGACGUUACGAAGUUGACGGGUAUGUGUACGAUUCUUCUGAAGAACCUAAGAUGCUCAUCACUGGCAAGUGGAACGAGUCACUGAGCUACCAACCAUGUGAUAACGAAGGAGAACCACUGGAGGGAUCCACACUGACUGAGGUUUGGCGACUCUCAGACCUACCUGAGGACGAUAAAUUCCAGUUUACUCACUUUGCAAAGAAGCUCAACAGUUUUGAGACUGCACCUACAACCCUGCUGCCAUCUGAUUCCCGAUUACGCCCUGAUCGAAAGGCCUUGGAAGAGGGGGACAUCAAUCAGUCUGCUACAGAGAAAUAUAGGCUGGAAGAGCACCAACGUGCAGAGAAACGUGAGAGAGAAAAGCGCAAGGAUGCUUUUGUCCCAAAGUGGUUUCGUUCGUCUGGGGAGACAGCUGUCACGCCAUGGGGAGAUUUAGAAAUCUAUGAAUAUACCGGGCUGUAUGACGAGAGGAAGUCGAGUAUCUCUGAAGCUCCUGUUGAAGAUACUUCCAAGCAGGAAUUCAGUCCUUGGCAGUAUCCCGAGCUGAGGGUGGAGGUGCAAGAAUCUCCUGUGCCAACAGGAAUCGUUGCUCUCUAGCAUACCAGACUAGCACCGAUAUUGUCCUUUCACAAUUGUGUUGUCUGUACGAAUUGAAGAUCAGCCUUUACAUCCCAACCUUGGAGGUCAAGCAGUUGCCACGUCCAGGUUUCUCCACAGUAUACUAGAUGAGAAUUUGUCCAAUUACUUUUUUACAAUGUGACCAUGUUCUAUCAAUAUAUUAGUAGACAAUGUUUCAAUAUUUGUGGGUGUUGCAUUAUUAUGUGAGUCCGUUCAUUAACUAUCUUGAUUAC
This is a messenger RNA of Closterium sp. NIES-67, 1832 nucleotides long. The record is from the annotation of a GenBank genome assembly. Lineage: Eukaryota; Viridiplantae; Streptophyta; Zygnematophyceae; Desmidiales; Closteriaceae.